Balearica regulorum gibbericeps (East African grey crowned-crane) is the source of this 1229-nucleotide messenger RNA. Lineage: Eukaryota; Metazoa; Chordata; Aves; Gruiformes; Gruidae. The record is from RefSeq and is a predicted model, not a curated record.
AUUCUGAGUUAAACUCAGGACUUCCAGAAGACAGCUACUCUUCAGGAAGUGAAGCCCUGGAUGGUGAUGAUGAAGAUGAAACACCAGCCCUUGAUGAUGCGGUUGAAGAUGCAACAAGCUCCAAAGCUGGCCCAAGUGCAGGCUGGGCAGAUGCUAUGGCAAAAGUGCUCAACAAAAAGAUUCCACAAAAUAAGUCCACCAUCUUGGCCAAGAAUAAAAAAAUGGAGAGGGAGAGAGAAAAGGAAAAACAAGAAAGGCUGGAGAAGAGGAUGAAGCUCGAUAAAAAGCGGGAGUGGGAAAUGAUGUGCCGAGUGAAGCCAGAUGUUGUCAAAGACCGAGACAGAGAAAGAAAUCUUCAGAGAAUUGCCACAAGAGGUGUUGUACAAUUAUUUAACGCUGUCAGGACGCACCAAAAGAACAUUGAUGAGAAGGUGAAGAAAGCUGGGAGCUCUGACAGGCAGCGUGCUAAACUGCUGUCAUCUGUUUCAAAGAAAGAUUUCAUCAAUGUCUUAAGAAACAUGGAGGGUGCUAAAGGAAGCAAGAAUUCUGCUGGAAAAACCACAAAAAGUAAACAGGGUGAAGUGAAGUCUGAAGAGGGGCCAGAAUGGAAUAUACUGCGUGAUGACUUCAUGAUGGGAGCAUCUAUGAAAGACUGGGACAAGGAAAGCGAUGAAGAUGGCAAUACUGAACAAGGAGGUGGUCUGAAACAAGAUGAUGAGAGUGACUGAAUGAAACUGAAAACCAUUCAAGAUAAUGUUUUAUCUUCUUAACUUUGGUUAAAAAGUCGACAUUCUGUGAAUGUACAACACUUGGAGGAUGUCUCCUUUUUUAAAAAAAAGGACUUGCACAACUUUGGAGUGUUUUCUCCUCCAUGCCAAACUUUUAUUUAAUAUAGCUUCAUUUGCUAUACUGAAAUCCUGAAAUAUUUUCCAAAACAUGUAUAAUUUUCAACAUAUUUCCAAAACAUUUUGUACAGUCAAAAUAGUGGCACCUGCCCAAUGAAAGAAAGAUUUUGCCAAGGUCAUUAAAAGUUUAUACAUUAGUCAUGGCAAUUGAUGUAUUAGUGUGCCUGCAUUUCCAAAUCAGUGUUGCACUUUGAAAAAUUGUUAGCAAUUCGCAAUAGAAAUGGCUUACAAUAAACACAGAAAUGCCGUCACCUUGUAAAGUUAUCGGACUCCUAUAGAGUCUUUACUACUUUGGCCAGGAAAGGUUUUGUAGAUAAUAAAGAA